AUUCCAGACAUUUUCUAUAUCAGAAGUGUCCAAGCAUACUAGAAGGAUAUUAUUUGCUUUGUGAACGUUUGUCUGGACAUAAUAAAUUAAGAUUAAAUGAUCUGGCAACAUGGGAAAAUCAACAAAAUGAAAAGUAGAUCUUCAUGGAGUUUGCGAGACAUUUAGAGUUCUUAAUAGGAAGUGAUGGUUCUAGAUAUUGUUUCCUACAAAUUCAUUCUUUUAAAAGAAAGGAUUUACAGAAGUCUUUGUAUAGAAAAUUUUCAAAUAUAAAACAGCAAGAAAAUAUUUCAAGUAUAUUAAAACAUAACACUUGUGAAAAUAAAUCUAUGUUAGCAACAAAUAGAGCAAGUAUUUCAAGCUGAAUUGUGAACUGAAUGUAAUUCUGUUUGAAAAAUAGCAACAGCAACAUGGAUUCUCCUGCUCUCAUAGAAGGGAGUUUAUCAGACCGCAUUAGCAAAAGAGACCGUGAAAGAAAAAAUGUCAUUGAAAGACGGAAAGAAGAACGGCAAUCAUUAGCUGUUGAAACAGAACAAAGUAGUUAUUUUAAAGAUACCUUUUAUUCAACGUGCAAGAAGAUCAAAGAAAUGCUAGACGAUGCACUUGGUGCUUCCAUAUCAACUCUCCCUGGAAUAUUUGAUAAAAUAAACAAAGAAAUUCAAACACUUAAAACUUAUUUGUCACAAUCAAAAAUGUUUCUAAAGGUUUAUGAUAUUAGAAGAGCACAAGAACAUUUGCAAUUACUAGAAAGUGAAGCUUCUGAUCUGGAGCUAAAGUUAUUACCUAAGAAGAAAUUUGGUUUUAAAAAUCGAAGGGUUGUGAAAAAAACCUCUGAGAAGACACAUGAUGUUACAGAUGGUUUAAAGGAUUUGAAAAUAUCAGAAGGAAUUGUGAAUGGUUCUACAAAACAAAAUCAUAAAUUAUCAAGUAAAUAUGGAGACAGUGCAUGCAUGUUACUGGGAAAAGUUGAUGAACAGAUAGUUUUGGAUGCUGAAAAUGUGAAUAAAAAUGAUAUUCUGCUUUCUGAUUUAAUUCGUUGUACAGUGCGAAUCUAUGGCACACCUAGUACAUUGCAUAUGAUAAACUUAAAGCAGUGUACUGUGUUGGUUGGGCCAGUAACAUCAUCUGUAUUUAUCCACGAUUGUAGCGAAUGUGUAUUUGCUUUUGCGUGUCAACAACUUCGAUUACACUCUUCGACAGAUUGUACUAUUUAUUUACACGUUACUAGUAGAUCAAUCAUAGAAGAUUGUACAAAGAUACGUGUAGCGCCUUACAAUUGGUCUUACGAAGACCAAGCGAAUCACUUCAAUCUAGCGGGUCUCGAUCCAAAAAUAAAUAACUGGAACUGUAUCGAUGAUUUCAAUUGGUUAUCUAAUGAAAAACAUUCACCAAACUGGUCUGUUCUUGAGCCUGAAUCACGUGUAAAAAGUUGGGAUUAAUAGGUAUACAAAAAAUAAAUUGUGAAACGUAAAAUUCAGUUUUUAAAAUACCAUUUUUUUAAAGUUAGAUACUUAUUUUGUUAUGUAAAUUAUUUAUGUCUAUACUUCGCUUUUUCACAGACAUUACACUAUGUAAGUGUUUUAUAUACUUACGAAAUAUUUAAUAAAAUUACUGUUUAUGAAUUCUAUAUAAAUAA
Molecule: messenger RNA, 1633 nt
Organism: Hylaeus anthracinus
Lineage: Eukaryota; Metazoa; Arthropoda; Insecta; Hymenoptera; Colletidae
Gene: TBCC
Product: tubulin-specific chaperone C
Exons: 2
Coding region: 408-1436 (342 amino acids)
Biological process (GO): post-chaperonin tubulin folding pathway; tubulin complex assembly
Cellular component (GO): cytoplasm
Molecular function (GO): tubulin binding
Source: RefSeq, a predicted model, not a curated record